GAAACUCAGUUGGUAAUGGAGUGUUUCUACACGCCAGUGAACACGAUCUAGGGACUCGAAAUGAAUCAAAAGCCCGUAUGGGAGGACAGGGAGGUGAAAUUCGACAUUCCCUCAAUCUACAAAACCAUACGCAGCGGCGAAGUUGUACUCGAUGUCCUUGACUCGGUCGAAGACACGAAGGGCAACAGUGGGGACUGCGGCCGAAUUUUGGUGACCAACCUGCGCCUCAUCUGGUACUCGGUCACGUCUCAUCGGUUCAGCCUGUCCGUGGGCUUCUCCUGCAUACUGACGAUGAACACGAAAACGGUCGUUUCGAAGGUGCGCGGAACAACCCAAGCCCUGUACAUACUGAGCGUCGGUUCCAACUCCCGGUUCGAGUUCAUAUUCACCAACCUAACCGCGUCCAAUACGAAACACUUUGCCUCCAUCUUCGACGUGUACCGGCUGUACCAGGCCUCAACCAUUUACCGUGAGCUAAAGUUGCGCUCUUCGGUGGUAGUGUCGGGCCAACUGCAAGUCCAACCGCAGGAGCAGAUCUUUAACACCAUCAGCGGCGUUUGGAACCUGUCCAGCGAUCAGGGCAAUCUGGGCAUCCUCAUCGUGAGCAACGUGCGCCUCGUGUGGUACGCCGAGAUGAACAACAGCUUCAACAUAUCCCUGCCGUACAUGCAGAUUGCCAGUUUGCGCAUUCGCGAAUCCAAGUACGGACCGGCGUUGGUGAUCCAAACGCUCGAAACGGCCGGCUCGUAUGUGCUCGGUUUUCGCAUCGAUCCGGCGGACCGGCUCGGGGACGUGUUCAAGGAGCUCCUUUCGCUGCACAGCGUCUACACGGAAACUCCCGUCUUUGGGGUGUUUUACGAAGCGCCGGCCGACUGCGAACGCGCCCCAACGGAAUCGGCUGACGACAUUGAGGAGCUCGAUUCCACGCCCGGUGGUGACAUAAAUUCCAAGUUUACGGCUUACCUGGCGGAUACGGCUACGGGCGAUGGUUCGAAAAGGAAACCGGUCUACUGCAAGGAGCUGGGUUUCGCCAUGGAAUCGCUGAAGGAAGGUUACACGAUAAAGGACCUGUGGGAUGUACUUCCCACCCAGUAGUAAGCUCAGCUGUAGUUCCUGAAACGCACACUAUUCUCCACAAAAAUUAGAAAACCUUUUAGCAGAUGUGGUUACCAGAAUGUAAAGAGGAGCAUCGAGAUGAUAUCGUACCGUUUUUAUCAAUUUACAAAAGCAGGAACCACUUCGCCAGGACACUUUGAUUCGGUCCGUUGCUGGAGAUUCACACACGAAGAAAUCAACUACAACCUCUAAACUCGCCCAACCAACAAUGACAAUUCGUUUAUCCACAACAAUCUCCACAACAAACGGUGCAAAAAUAGCUCAUUUCACAACAGCAAACGCAUAAUUCUGCCGCAAAAUGGGUGUAAAUGAUGCCGUAAACUAUGUCCUCUUCAACAAUCCCGUCUCCAGCACCGUGUGGUCCAUGGCAGCGCAAGGAG
Anopheles coluzzii is the source of this 1496-nucleotide messenger RNA. It is a transcript of the gene BBS5, whose product is annotated as Bardet-Biedl syndrome 5 protein homolog. Gene Ontology annotation, molecular function: phosphatidylinositol-3-phosphate binding. Gene Ontology annotation, biological process: intracellular transport; cilium assembly. Gene Ontology annotation, cellular component: BBSome; ciliary basal body. Lineage: Eukaryota; Metazoa; Arthropoda; Insecta; Diptera; Culicidae. The record is from RefSeq and is a predicted model, not a curated record. The coding region runs from base 61 to 1095 and encodes 344 amino acids. The transcript has 2 exons.